Cryptomeria japonica (Japanese cedar) is the source of this 501-nucleotide messenger RNA. Its product is annotated as cyclin-dependent kinase F-4-like. Gene Ontology annotation, biological process: peptidyl-serine phosphorylation; autophagy. Gene Ontology annotation, molecular function: ATP binding; protein serine/threonine kinase activity. Gene Ontology annotation, cellular component: cytoplasm. NCBI's taxonomy places the organism in Eukaryota, Viridiplantae, Streptophyta, Pinopsida, Cupressales, Cupressaceae. Bases 1 to 501 code for a protein of 166 amino acids. The record is from RefSeq and is a predicted model, not a curated record. The transcript has a single exon.
AUGGGCAAAUACCGACUAAUCGAGAAGUUGGGAGAAGGUGGUUAUGGGACUGUUUGGAAGGCCAUUAACAAAUGGACUGAUCAAGUAGUGGUGAUCAAAAGAUUGCACAAGAAAAAUAAUGACAGGUUUUAUGAAUCCCUCUUCAAGGAAGAAGAGAAGUCUCUACGUGCACUUCAACACCCCAAUAUUGUAUCAUUGUGGGACACCUACGAGGAAGGAGGGCAACUCAAUAUAGUACUAGAAUACAUGGAUUUUGAUCUAUGGAGAAUCAUUAAGAAUAGAAAAGAACCCUCCUUGAGUAGAACAGUUCAAAGACUGUGUUUUAAGAUUUUGAAAGCUCUGGAAUAUAUGCAUGGACUUGGGUAUUCCCACCAUGAUCUCAAGCCUGAAAAUAUCUUGCUGAAGGAAAACAACAUCAAAAUUUCAGACUUUGAGCUUGCUAUUAACUUGAAGAGAAAAUGGAAAAGAAUGAGCCCUUGGAUCCAAAUGUUGCAAUCAUAG